CGGCCAGUCGGGGGCGGCGGCGGCACGUGGAGCGCGGUCCCGGGACGGUUGGAGCCGAGCCCGGCGCUUCCCGAGGGAUCCCAGUGGAGCUGCCGACAUGCCCAAGGCGCGGGCCGGGAAGCGCUCGGACCGCCAGGAGGGCCGCGCCGGCGGCAUCCUCUUCAAUACCGGGGCCGGGCAGCACAUCCUGAAGAACCCCCUCGUUGUCAACAGCAUCAUCGAGAAGGCUGCUCUGCGCCGCACGGAUGUCGUUCUGGAAGUGGGCCCGGGAACCGGCAACCUGACAGUAAAGAUGUUGGAGAAAGUAAAAAAAGUUAUUGCAUGUGAAAUUGACCCUAGACUUGUUGGUGAACUUCAGAAGAGAGUCCAGGGCACGUGUCUGGCAAACAAGCUUGAAAUCAAGGUUGGAGAUAUCUUGAAAACAGACUUACCAUUCUUUAAUGCGUGUGUGGCUAACUUGCCUUACCAGAUUUCUUCACCUUUUGUUUUCAAGUUAUUGCUUCAUAGACCUUUUUUCAGGUGUGCAAUACUUAUGUUUCAAAGGGAAUUUGCACUUCGUUUGGUUGCAAAACCAGGAACUAAACUGUACUGCAGACUCUCCAUUAACACUCAGUUAUUAGCUCGAGUGGACCACCUGAUGAAGGUUGGAAAGAACAACUUCAGGCCUCCUCCCAAAGUUGAAUCCAGUGUUGUAAGAAUAGAGCCAAAGAACCCACCACCACCUAUCAACUUCCAGGAGUGGGAUGGUCUGGUAAGGAUAGCCUUUGUUAGGAAAAACAAGACACUUUCUGCAGCUUUUAAGUCAAGUGCUGUAGAGCAGUUGCUGGAUCAUAAUUACCGAAUUCAUUGUUCCUUACAUAAUACAGAAAUACCCGAAAAUUUCAAAAUUGCUGAGAAAAUACAGACAGUCCUAAAAGAUACAGGUUACUCUGAAAAACGAGCCCGUUCAAUGGAUAUAGAUGAUUUCAUUCGAUUGCUGCAUGGCUUCAAUUCAGAAGGCAUCCAUUUCUCAUAGAUCCUACUAGAAGAAUGACAGGUGUUGCUUUUUGUCACCAAAGUCUUACCUAAGCCAGAGUGACUGCAAUGGGACAAGCUCUUACGCUUGGACUCUUAUUAAAAUGUUAGAUGCGAUUUUAUCACAGACAGCAGGCAAGCUGUGCUGCCUGUAUUUUAAAAGCAGUGCAUUCUUUCACAACUGAAGCAAGGUGCUGGACUUCCUCAUGACAAGUGCAUUUCUAAAUAUACCCAAAACUGGCUUGAGGCUGCCACAAUUGAAAUCUAUGUUCUCUGAUUGUGGACUUCAUCUCAGUAUAUUCUUGCAUAAUACUCGACAGUACAACCCUGGUCUGGACAACAAAAGUGGAGUUGUGAUCAUUCCGUUUGUUUGUUUGUUUGUUUGUUUGUUUGUUUGUUUUAACAUGUAUUUAAACUCUUUUGAUUUGAAAUGCCUGUCUCUUCCAGUUGUCCUCUGGUAACUACCCAUAUUCCAAGUCUGUUAGUAAUUUGCCUCUCUUUGAGAAAUCCCAGUAACUGUUUCUCAGAAACAAGAGCAUUUAUCUUGUGGA
Pipra filicauda (Wire-tailed manakin) is the source of this 1565-nucleotide messenger RNA. RefSeq names its product DIMT1 rRNA methyltransferase and ribosome maturation factor (gene DIMT1). Gene Ontology annotation, cellular component: mitochondrial matrix. The record is from RefSeq and is a predicted model, not a curated record. Gene Ontology annotation, molecular function: rRNA (adenine-N6,N6-)-dimethyltransferase activity. Gene Ontology annotation, biological process: rRNA methylation. Lineage: Eukaryota; Metazoa; Chordata; Aves; Passeriformes; Pipridae. Bases 98 to 1015 code for a protein of 305 amino acids. The transcript is spliced from 12 exons.